UUUAAUUAAUUUAAUUUUCAGUUUGCCAGCUUUGAUCUCUUUUUUAAUUUUGGUGGCGUGCAGCAAUACGGCAAGGAAGAAAUAAUAUCAGGAAAUGGAGUCGAUAUUUUGCUGCUUGUGCAACGCGCAGCCGUUCGACUGUCUGCUCUCCCUGCAGCACCACCUGAUGUUCCAGCACACGCAGAACGAUCUGUGCCUGGCCCUGAUCGUGCUGGCCAACAAAUUCUUGUACGCACCCGUUCCGCUGCGCACCCCGCAGUUUGACGACUUCUUCAGCAGACACCCCUACCUGUUGGGUCUGUCGGCGCCGACGCCGACGCUGGACCCGUUUUACAGCAUCUUCGGCCCAGGCUGCCAAUCGCCUGUGAUGCCGAACGAGAGCAAUAAUAGUCCUCCCGCCUGUGGCAACCAGCGGAGGACCACAAUCUCACUGCCGCUCCCAGACAGCCCCAGCACCUCAGGUGUCCAGAACCAGAGCAACGAACGCAUGUUCGGUCGUCCAAGGCUCCCCUCAUCGCAACAAACAACGGAAAUCGACGUGGUCAAUUUCUCAUCCCAAGACUCCGCCGUCGCCGUGGACACUGGAUUGACAGAAACAUUCGACCCCUUUCAAGAACUAUACGUGAAAAAUCCUAAUAAUCCGCGCAAAUUCGAGUGCGACGAGUGCAGCAAGAGUUACAAACUCAAGUCGCACCUGACGAGACACAAGGCCACUGUGCACUCGGAGGAGAGCCCGCACGAGUGCGAGUUCUGCGACAAGAGAUUCAAAGUGAAGGAGCGGCUCAAUACGCACUUGCGCUCGCACAAGGUGCUCAAUCCGUUCAGCUGCAGGCUGUGUCCCAAGAAAUUCGCCAAAGCCACCUUCCUGAAACACCACAUUCGAACCAGCCACGAGAAAUUGCCACUCAAGUGCGGCUCCUGCUCCUACGUGUUCACCUCCGAAGCGAUGCUGCGGCUGCACGCGAGCAAGGCUCACCACCAGGACAAACCGGCGAAGCGCGAGAAACAGCGCAUUAUGCACGACAACGCGAAGGAAAACGACGCAGCUGCGGCACUCGUCUUCUGCGACAUGUGCAAUAAGGCCUUUGAGAGUAAAUACAGAUUGAUUAGUCACCUCAAGUGUCAUCGUGACGAGUGACUUCAAGUUUAAAUGUGCAACAUUAUGUCGAAGGAAAUACAUUUUUCUUUGUUUUAAGCUAAGCCAGAAUCUAGGUU
Molecule: messenger RNA, 1215 nt
Organism: Cloeon dipterum
Lineage: Eukaryota; Metazoa; Arthropoda; Insecta; Ephemeroptera; Baetidae
Product: zinc finger protein 524-like
Exons: 3
Coding region: 95-1138 (347 amino acids)
Biological process (GO): regulation of DNA-templated transcription
Molecular function (GO): DNA-binding transcription factor activity, RNA polymerase II-specific; RNA polymerase II cis-regulatory region sequence-specific DNA binding
Source: RefSeq, a predicted model, not a curated record